ACGGCGUUCGAGUCAGUCUGCGUCCGCCAGUCGUCGCGACGUCCUCGCUUCGUGGUGACUUUUGCGCCGAUUCUAUCCGUCGUUUUCGUAUCCAUCGUGAGCAUCGCCAAUGCUCGGCUCGACGAAUCAUCGAAUUCUACGCGUAGACGCAAUCCUUCGACGCUUUUCUUGAACAGAAACCGUUGCGAAUAAAAUUUGCAGUAUAUCGAAUUAUCGAAUUAUUUCGUCUCUUCGGGGGAAACUACGCCACGCUUUUGUGCAAAAGAAAAGGGGGUCGAUUUGGAUCGCCCUCCGCCUUCCACACAGUUUACCGGUUUAUCGGGAGAAAAUUUAUCGAUCGAUCGAGUGUGAGAUCAAGAGCGAGAAUUAUCGCGCGUUGUGCGAUCGGUAGACACACACACAUAUACAGAGGAGGAAGAGUGUUUUCACAGGAAGGGGAGGAGGAUCGUUCCUCUCGAGGAAGCACAUUGAAUAGUAACGUCGCGAGACGACGACGACGACGUGUCGACGAGGAUUCGCUUCUUGUGCUUGGUAUUUCUCCCUUUUCCACGUCAUUUCACAUCCUCCCUCCCUCCCCCCCUUUUUUUUUCUCGCACCUGUGUUUCGCGCAACCGACUUGCCACCGCGUCGAAAGAUCAACCGAGGAGAGAGAAAGAAUCGAGCAGAAAAAAACACGGAAAUUUUCUCCACCCUUUUUUCCCCUCUCUUUUUCUUUCUCUCUCUCUUUUUUUCUCUUUCUCUAUUUUUUCCUCGACUUCCCCUCUCUUCGAAUCGAGUUUCUUGUGCGCGUCGGUGGAUGGAUCGUCGCCUUUGACAUCCCUCGAUAUCUGCCGGCUAUUGGCGCUCGAGUCGAGUUUGGGAUCGAGGAUUCUCUCUUUAAGACGUAGAUUCGGUCUCGUAGACGGGUUUAUCAGCCGUGCAUGUCCGAGUUCACUGGUAUCGGCGAGUACAGCUGCCACCACCAAUCUCUGUAACACCCGGAAAGCUUACGGCGCGUUGCAGUGGGAAUUUUAAACUGCUGCCCCGGCUGCCCGUUCGAGUGGGCUGGACUUUAGAGCUGGAGGAUAUACAUGGUGAAAGUUUUGGCGAUGAAGAUGAGCAAAGUGGGCAACCAGACCAAUUCGCAGGACCCACAGGCGGUGAAUUCCCGGGUUUUCGUCGGGAAUCUAAACACGUUCCAGUGCAGCAAGACCGAUGUGGAGCGAAUGUUUCAGCGUUACGGCCGUCUGGCAGGAAUAUCUAUGCACAAAGGCUAUGCAUUCGUGCAAUUCACAAAUCCCUUUGAUGCCCGGAGCGCCUGCCUCGGCGAAGAUGGCCGCACCGUUCUUAGCCAGAUACUCGACGUUAACAUGGUGGCCGAGCCGAAACCCCAUCAAACUGGGCGCAAGCGACAGAACGUGACCAAGACUGGCAACGAUUGGGACUACUACUACGACAGUUACUACGCGUCCACCGCUUUUCCACCCCGUUUGGCGCCACCGUUGAAGAGACCCCGGCUGAUGCCACCGGCUCGAUCCCAACAUCCUAAACAACAGAAGCAACAACCCGCCACGAACACGGCAACUGUACCCGAUCUGAAUCAACUUAAAGUGUAUAGCAACCCGGAUAUCCUGAUCUGCGGCAAUUGCAGGGAGAUGUUUACGGAUUUGGGCGAGUUGCUGGAGCACAAGCGGAAUUACUGCAAACUGCGGUUCACAUGUAAAUGUCACACCUUCAAUGGAACAGCCCCAAGAGAUUCUACAACGGCUCUGCUAUGCGUUCUCUGCAAGGUAUCAUUCCCCUCAGCAUGGGAAUUGAUGGUUCACGCCCAGGCAGCUCACAUGAUCAACAUUUACGAGUUGGGAACCCGACCCCAAAGCCCCAGAUCCGCUCCCAGCCCCCCUCAAAGUCCAAGCCAACAUCAGAAGGAAUCAUCACCGUCACCGCAAGAUUUUCAGGAAACCAAAGCAUCAGAUUACGAGGAACGCGCGGAAGAAGAAGAUCUGGAUGGGCACGAAUUAUUGCCCUCCCCUGACAGUGGUAAAUCAACGGACAACGAGGCAGCUUUGUCACCGAUUAAAAUACGAUCUGAUGUAAAUGGACUGGACCACGAAGAAUGCGACGAGUUGAUCCACGUUGAGAAUACUACACAAGCUUGCAUCAUGCACGCCCUCAGCAUUGACUCGUCCUUGGAACUAAACUCUGACACAAACUCGAGGGGAAGUUCUGGCCCAGUCAUGGCGUUGACUAAUGGAUCCUUGUCUGCGAAGGAAUAAGUCGAAGAGGAGAGAGAGGAAAAAAAAAAGAGAAGAAGAAGAAGAAGAAGAAGAAGAAGAAAAUUAGCCAUUGCAACAA
This is a messenger RNA of Apis mellifera (honey bee), 2334 nucleotides long. RefSeq lists its product as uncharacterized. The transcript is spliced from 13 exons. Gene Ontology annotation, cellular component: nucleus. The record is from RefSeq and is a predicted model, not a curated record. NCBI's taxonomy places the organism in Eukaryota, Metazoa, Arthropoda, Insecta, Hymenoptera, Apidae. The coding region runs from base 1071 to 2255 and encodes 394 amino acids. Gene Ontology annotation, molecular function: RNA binding.